Messenger RNA from Balearica regulorum gibbericeps (East African grey crowned-crane), 672 nucleotides. The record is from RefSeq and is a predicted model, not a curated record. Lineage: Eukaryota; Metazoa; Chordata; Aves; Gruiformes; Gruidae.
CCAGAAAACCCCUUCGACCCCACGUACCUGCUGAGCUGCGCCGUCUCCAACAUCAUCUGCUCCAUCGUUUUCGGGAAUCGUUUCGAUUAUCGGGACGAGGAAUUCCUGGAGCUGCUCCAGAUGAUGAACGAGAGUUUUCGGGAGCUCAGCACCCCUUGGUCGCAGUUUUACGAGAUGGGUGAGACCUUCCUGAAGCACCUCCCGGGCCCCCACACCAAGAUCCCGCGACUGCUGGCGAGGAUGAGGAGCUUCAUCGCCCGUCGGGUGCGGAAAAACGCCGAGACGCUGGAGCCGGGGCUCCCGCGGGACUUUAUCGACUGCUUCCUGCUCCAGAUGGAGAAGGAGAAGGACAACCCCUCCUCGGAAUUCAACACGGAGAACCUGGAGCUGACCACCCUCAACCUCUUCUUCGCCGGGACGGAGACCGUCAGCUCCACCCUGAGAUACGGUUUCCUCAUGCUGAUGAAACACCCGGACGUGCAAGAGAAGGUCUACGAGGAGAUCGAGCGGGUGAUCGGCCGCGAUCGUGCACCCAACAUCGAGGACCGGAGCCGGAUGCCGUACACGGAUGCCGUCAUCCACGAGAUCCAGCGUUACAGUGACCUCAUCCCCAUGAACGUGCCCCACACCGUCACCCGUGACGUCCUCUUCCGUGGCUACCUCAUCCCCAAG